AUGUCGGAAAAAGUCGGCGGUCCUCCGGUCGAUGUUUCGUCGCAUGGGCAAGUUUUUGUGAUCGACAACCGAACGAGAGAUGAGUGGUGUAAAAUUGUGGUCCUCAUUGUGCUCAUCGCCAUUUUCCCGCCAGCCGCUGUCGCCGUUCAAGCGAAUCAAUGCAAUGUGCAUGUGAUCAUCUCUCUAUUUUUGAUGCUUUUCUUCAUCUUCCCUGCCACUCUGCACGCAAUUUGGUACUGUUUCUUCCGACAACCCACCGAGCACAUCAUUGCC
Mesorhabditis belari is the source of this 273-nucleotide messenger RNA. NCBI's taxonomy places the organism in Eukaryota, Metazoa, Nematoda, Chromadorea, Rhabditida, Rhabditidae. The record is from the annotation of a GenBank genome assembly.